CGUCACCGUGCAAAAUGCUGUGUGAGAUCAAGAACGCACAAAAAUGACGGUAAUUUCUUCGUCCUGUCCUGCUGCAGGCCUCAGAAUGGCUCUAUGAUCCUCUACAACCGUAAAAAGGUGAAGUACAGGAAAGAUGGCUACUGCUGGAAGAAGAGGAAAGACGGGAAGACCACCCGAGAGGAUCACAUGAAGCUUAAAGUCCAGGGGGUAGAGUGUCUGUAUGGCUGCUACGUCCACUCCUCCAUCAUCCCCACCUUCCAUCGUAGAUGCUAUUGGCUGCUGCAGAACCCGGACAUCGUGCUGGUGCACUACCUGAACGUGCCGGCAGUGGAUGACAGCGGGAAGCCGUGCGGUCCGGUCCUCUGCUCCAUCAACACGGACAGGAAAGAGUGGGCCAAGUGGAGCAAAGAGGAGCUCAUUGGACAGCUCAAACCUAUGUGUGCUGGAAGCAGCCUGCAUCAGAAGUGUUCCAGUGUGAAGCAGCGUAUUAUCUCAUCCAAACAGGAAUCCGGAGCAGGAGGAGGGACAGCAGUAGGAACCAGUGUAGCAGCAGGCCAGAGAGCUGAGGAAGCAGAUGGCACGGAGGUCCAGAACAGUGAUGUAUCGGAGGGCCAGACUGAGCCCAAUCCUGGCGGGGGGCGGAGUCGGGCAGGUGGAAGCGAGAGGAGGAAUGGCAGGAUAACCAAACCUUCCCUUCUCCCACAGAGCAGCAUGGAGGUGUCUUCUUCCACCUCGACCAACCAGGUGGAGGUACCCGACACCACCCAGAGCUCCCCUCUGUCUAUUGCCAGCGACAUGGCUGACAGCCCAGCUCUCGCCAUCGGCACCGGCUUGUCACAAAGCACCGCUGUGUUCAUGUCUGAGGUCACCACUCUAACUGGCGAUUCGGUAUACUCGGCCGGCCACACCCACCUGUUGGCUUCGACCCACGAGAGUACCACCACGGGCAUCCUGUUGGCUGUCGCCCCUGACAACCAGAGGUUUGCAUCGUUCAGUGGAGGAGUGGGCUUAGGGGAAGGAGGAGAGUUGGUUCUGUCCAGUUCUUUAGACUCUGGAGUUGGAGUCAGCCUUCCUGAGACCACCAUGACCUUUGACCCCGACUGCUUCCUCAACAAUCCCAAGCAGGGCCAGACGUACGGGGGAGGCGGAGGGAAGACAGAGGGAUGCAAUGGUGACGAUGGGGGACUCCACUGCUCCACUAACGGCUUCGUUUACAACCCGGCCCUCGUCAACAACAUCAAGACGGAGGCCACGCCGCUGGAGCAGCCGCUGGCGACCCAGAACAGCUACGUGGGCGAAGGAACCGGCCUUAGCCCCAGCACCACCCUGGAGCAGAUGGACUUCAGUGCUGUCAUGUCAUCGGCCUGUGUCUCAAGUCUGAACCAGCCGUCACACCACCCCUCCCCGGGCCUCUUCCUCCAGGCCUCCCCCCAGACAACCCAGCCCUCUCAGCUGCAGGUCAACGGCACCAAGGCAACCCAGGAAUCCAGCGAAACGCGGGCCUACAUCGGCCUCCCCCCGAUGGUCACUGAAUCUCCUGUCACCAACGGAGAACCGCAUACACACCUCCACCAAGUGAGCACAGACCAGCUGUGUGCGAGGAAUGGGCAAGCGGCAGCGGUCGGGUCGUUUCCCCUGACAACGCAAGACGUUGAGCAACCAGACAGCAGGAGCCACCAGGAGGUCGCAGCCUUGGAGAAACCGACGGAAAACGGAGAAGAUUUGCUCCUCAAGGCCGGGGAUCCCCACGAGGCCUAUGCGAGUGUUGACGCCAAGCAUUUUCUCCAGCCCACAGAUGACACCGGAGGGGGGGACGAGGGCGGAGGGGGCGGAGGAGGAACGGAAAACGAAAUUAUAUGUAAUGGCGUGAGCAUUUCAGGUGCCAGUAGCUCAGUGGUGGCCAGUCCUCAGUCGAUAGGUGUAGGUGCUAACAUCGAAGGUGCUCUCUACAGCUCUCCGCUUCCUCAGCAAGGUGCAGGGGUACCGGCAGCGACAGCCGGGGCCGGGGCGGCUAUCAGUCUGGAAGGUUUCGAGGCGUCAUUUGGAAGCCAGUUCUCCGAUCUCAUCAACGACUUCAUCUCCGUGGAGGGGUCCGGGGGAGGGGUGGCGGCAGCCGUCUCUGGGGUCCUGAUGCCCCAGGAGGGCGCGGCAGGAGAGGAACACAGCACCGCGGCCGGUCACCUGCAGGCGUCCGAGGUGGAGCAGGGGGCACUGGGACUGCUCCAGGAGACCGGCAGGCUGUUCGGCGUGACGGACUACUCCCCAGAGUGGUCUUACCCAGAGGGGGGAGUAAAGGUGUUGAUCACUGGUCCCUGGUUGGAGUCCAGCAGUGAAUACAGCUGCCUCUUUGACCACAUCAGUGUCCCAGCUGCCCUCAUCCAGCCCGGGGUCCUGCGCUGCUACUGCCCAGCUCAUGACACAGGACUGGUGAUGCUGCAGGUGGCCAUGGGUGGCGAGGUCAUCUCUUCUUCUGUGGUGUUUGAAUAUAAGGCGCGCGACCUACCAGCACUGCCAUCUUCUCAGCACGACUGGCUGUCCCUGGAUGGUGAGAGAAAAUAUUUGUUUACUGAAAAGAUAAACCUGUCUGUUCACAUUCAAGAGGAAAGAGCCUUUCAGUCACGCACACCUCGACUUUUGCCUAAAUGUGUCAGGCACAUUUUUUGAAUUGAGAAAAGUUAC
Messenger RNA from Poecilia latipinna (sailfin molly), 2679 nucleotides. RefSeq names its product calmodulin-binding transcription activator 1-like. NCBI's taxonomy places the organism in Eukaryota, Metazoa, Chordata, Actinopteri, Cyprinodontiformes, Poeciliidae. Gene Ontology annotation, molecular function: transcription coregulator activity; double-stranded DNA binding. The transcript is spliced from 6 exons. The record is from RefSeq and is a predicted model, not a curated record. Gene Ontology annotation, cellular component: nucleus. Gene Ontology annotation, biological process: regulation of transcription by RNA polymerase II. The annotation marks the transcript as partial.